This is a messenger RNA of Porites evermanni, 4875 nucleotides long. The record is from the annotation of a GenBank genome assembly. NCBI's taxonomy places the organism in Eukaryota, Metazoa, Cnidaria, Anthozoa, Scleractinia, Poritidae.
AUGUACAGUACCGGACUAGAAACUGGUAACAACACUACUGUUGACCAUGAUGAUGCAACCUGGAUCUUGACAAAUGCAUUUACCAUUUUUACAAUGCAGUCAGGAUUCGGUCUCCUAGAAUCCGGGAUGGCUUCCACGAAAAAUGAGGCGAACAUCAUGGUAAAGAACGCUGUGGACGUUAUUUUUGGUGGAUUCUCGUAUUGGCUUUUUGGAUUUGCGUUCAGUUUCGGCAUCGUAGAGCGACGGAAUCCAUUUUGUGGAUUGGGUUAUUUCUUAACAGACGCAGAGGGAAGCAGAAUGGGUCAGGUGUAUUCCAAGUAUUUUUUCCAGCUUUCAUUCGCCACUACAGCGACCACCAUUGUUUCUGGUGCAAUGGCGGAAAGAAUCAAGCUCAAAGCCUACAUCUUGUACUCAUUCCUGAACACUCUGACAUACAGCUUCCCAGCACAUUGGAUUUGGGAUGAAAACGGUUUUCUCCAUACAAUGGGCGCAGUGGACAUUGCUGGGUGCAGUGCUGUGCAUUUGGUUGGCGGAGUAAGCGGUUUAGUGGCGACGAUGAUGCUAAAGCCACGAAGCGGGCGAUUCGACAAGACUUCUCCUCCAAAACAAAUGGCUUCACCGACAAAUGUGCUCUUAGGGACUUUCAUGCUGUGGUGGGGAUGGUUGGGCUUCAACUGCGGAAGUACAUUUGGGAUAACUGGCAUGAGAUGGAAGCUUGCUUCAAGGUAUUUUCAAGACUUUUCUCAUUCUUCUAGUACCGCACAAAACUUUCCGAAUUUUAAGGUACAUAAUGUUUUGCUAGGCAUUUUCACCCUUCCCCUGAUUCCCCGCUUCUUCACACCUUUUUUUUUACGGUAUAAAGAGCCCUUUUUUUAAUCAUACUUCCACCUAUUGGUCAUCACACUUGCAAGAGGUUUUAGAGUCCUUCAGCUGUUACCUAUCUACAGCGAGAUCUCUCCUGAACUUGUUAAAACGUCUGCUCUUCUAGCAACCGAAAUACGCGGAUCGUAUAAAUCAAGUCUCUUAAAGUAUAACUUAUCACGUUUUGUGUGUUACAUAUACAUUUUCCUGGAGAUAAUUUAUGUGGUUUUAUUUUGCAGAAUACGCACUAACACGUAUUGUGAAGUAUUUUGAACUAUUUCAAUCUUAACGGUUAAUUAAAUCUGCCUUAUUUUUUUCUAGUUAGUGUUUGUUUCUUUAUUAGUGGCUCAAGGCCAGUCAUGCAGGAUUUCGUCAACAUGGCUGUUUUCCUGCUUUGGCCUUUUGAGUGUUCUCAUACUUGAAAUUGAUGCUUAGCUCGCAAAUUUCUAGCCGAUCGCAGCCGUGCAGGUUCAGUUAUACCAAAACAUUACCCACACCGAGUUUGCCUCUUUUUCAUUCUUGCGGUCAGCUAACCCAAACUUUACACAUUUUUACCAGAAAAAAGAAAAGAAUACAAUGAUGUAAAAGAACACUCUUGGUAUAUCUUCAGUUCUUGAUUAGUGAGAGAGUUUUGUAGUAUUUUAUUCCAGUUAAGCUAGUUACUUCAUCCUUUUAAUAAUAUAUAUAUAUUUGAAUUUUCGUUCUUUAUUUCCUUUUUAUACCAGUUUUGUUUCUGAUGGUAACCUUCCUCUUAGUGAUGAGCAAGUAUUGAAUAGGGAAGGGGAAAGAGCAAUAUCAAAUAAUUCAAUUUACGUAAAAACUUGUUUGCACUAGGUCAGCGGUCUUGACGAUAAACGGAGCUAUUGGAGGUGGAAUUGUUGGAACCGCCUACAGGUACGUGGGAAGUUCCUCCCAAAGCUCACAGAUAUGUCCAGGAUCGAUAGCUAGAAAAAGUUUUAUUUUCAUUUUUCUUUUAGCCCCUGAAGGAGGUUUGUUUUCAAACCGAAAUAUUGGGCAGUUUGUUUAAAUAUAUUUUUUGUUUUAUUCUUUUGUUUACUUCUUCAUCGCCUUGCCGUAAGGAUCAGUUUGCCGUUUCACAUUUUUCUACAAGGUUAAUUGUACUGAUCCAGGUCUACAACUGGCAGGUCUGGCACCACUCAUUGGUUUGUUGCUGUGGACUUGCUGACAUUUUAUAUAUUUUCGAUAGCUAGACCCUAUCAUAAAGUGUCAUCAUUAAAUUACCUUUUGCUUCAAAUUGGUCCAAAGUAAUUCAGUGUCAAUGAAAAACUGUCCAGUCACAGUGCACGUGAAAAUCGGCGCACGCGAGGGGAAGCAAGGCACGUAUUUUAAGUGCUCUCGCGUUUUUUCUCGCUUAACUAUCCCUGAAGAAAGUGAGGGACUAUUCGUAGUCUAGGCCCAGUGGGGGAGUAAGGGGAAGGGGGGGAGGGGGGCGGAAGGCGGUUUGUGGAUUUCAAGUGACGGGGAUGAUCGAAGGAUUAUCUUUUAUAUCUGAAAUUUUCGAAUCCGGAAUUUUUCUCUCCCCAAUCCGCCUCCCUUUUUCCCUUCCUCCCAAUCCCCAAACUCUUUCGACGCCUGCUACGUAGGCUAAUUUCUAUUUUCGUGUUAUAUCAUUUAAUACUAUAUGGAGAUUUUUAAGGUUCGGAAAUUCAACAUGGUAAAUUUUUUUUGGUCAACUUUUGGUCCAGGGAUUUUUUUAUGGGUUUUGUUAAAAACCCUAGGGAUUUUUAACAAAUAUGUUCCAUAAAACUGAAUAAAUAUUUGUUCGAGAUACCUACGUUUCCAAAACUUUUAUUCUUAUACGAUGUUUUAUUAAGUUUUAUCCACUCAUUUAUUUGAUUGAGGAUACUCGCAGUUGCCUGUUUUCUUGCAUGAUUGGUUGUAAGGCUAGUUUCAAUUGUUUGUACUCUUUAGUUACGUUGUCUACAAAAACAAAUUGGACAUACCUUGCUUCGUCACUGGAAUCAUAUCAGGUCUCGUGUCCAUCACCGGUUAGUGAGUAAAUAAGAACUGAUAUACUUUAGAAAUUAACUGAGUAAGUCCUUUUUUACUGUCUACUGAUAAAGAUGAUUUUCUUAAAUUGUGUAAUGACUAGAGAUAUACAUUAUCGACAACCUCUUAAAAGGAAAUUGGUUGGGUUAAUGACUGUGUAUAACCUGAGGCGCUUGUACUGGGUUUUAAAACUCACGCACUCUGAAAAUUUUUCAAAUGGCUCGUAGUUCAUCCAAAAGAUUGCUAAUCAUACUAGCUAUUACUCCCUACCCUCCCACUACUUAACCCCCACCCACUGCUCCCUCCCUCCCUACUACUACUCCUUGCCGUCUAUUAACAUCCCUUCCCACUACUCCCCCUCUAUUUACCCAAAAUAAAGAAUCACGCUUGUGAUAAGAGCUACACUCAAACAAGUACCUUACUUUGUCAAAAAGGGAAAUACACUUUAUUCUACGUACGUUUAUUUGUAAACCAGUUUGCUCUGAAGACUUUCCAUAGCUUUCAUCUCAACAAACGUCCUGUUAAACAUGCUUUAGUCAUUAUGCUUUUUAUGAGUAAUAAGUAUAGUUUUGCCUGGGCCUUUUGUUGUCUUCAAUUUGCUACUACUUUGCAGUUUUCCCGACGUUGCUAUACCAUUUUCCUUCAAGAACACGAAGACUGCAAAAAACUGGAAACCUGGGGGGCUUCUCUUGCACGAGCAGUGCAAGAGUUCUUGUUCAGAGGGAAAAUCACACGACAAUCAAUCGUUUUUGGCUUCAUGAGAUACCAAAUUUUUAAAGAUAAAGUAAUCCGCUCCCACUCCCACUUUGAGCACGAGAGCGGAUGACACCAUUUUGAUACUCGCCUGCAAUUAAGUCAUUGCCAAUGACCAUCAAAGCCAAAGGGAGCUAGUAAAUUGUAUAAUCAUGGCCUGUUUUAACGAUAAGUGGUCGCCAUCUUGAAACUAAGGACGAAUAUCAAAGGUCUUUACAUUAAUUGAAGAUACUAAUAAAGCAAUGAAUCUGAUUUGAUGGUCUAAAAUUGAUCAACUUUUUGCUGAUUCAAUUUGAAGCAAUAUGCACUGUGGCUCGUCCUUGGGAAGGAAUCCUCAUUGGUGCAGUGGGUGCUCUAAUAGCAUGUCCUGGAUGGUCUCUUCUUGAUCGACUCCGAAUCGAUGACCCUGUUGGCUGUGUUCCAAUCCACCUCUUUGCUUCAGUCUGGGGGCUCUUGGCUGUUGGCCUGUUUGCUGAGAAAGAUAUUGUCGAUGACAAUCUUUCUAAGGAGUUCCAGGCGUUUCGAGUCGGGAUCUUUAAGGGUGGUCCUUGGAGUUUUUUGGGAGUACAGGCACUUGCGAUUGUAGCUGUUUCCGUAUGGACUGCAAUUGUUACUUUUCUUGAACUACUAUUGGUCGAUAAGCUGGUUGGAAUGCGCGUAUCCCCACAGGAAGAACUACUGGGCGCUGACAUCGUUCAACAUGGAAUUGAACGAGGCUAUAGUCAACCCGUUUGUUUGUGUGUGUCAGGCAAUUCUCCCAUCAACCAAAAGGGUCCGGAAACGAUUUCUUGUGAAUCAGAGAGACACUUUCAACGCCUGCCGACACCUCGAUCACCUUCAGGUUCUUUUUCCUUCCCAGUCCACCACCGUGUAAUUCUAUUGGAUACUAUGGCUGAGCGACAGUCAGGAGGCUUUUGUACUGUUGACAUAGUACAUUGAGCCAAACCAGUCAUUAGGCAGCCUUAAUUGCUCACUUGCCUGAGUAAGCCUUCUCAAGACGGACGCGUUAACAGUGUGAUGUGUUGACUUGUGCUUGAAAAAGUGUUUAAAUGGCUGUGAAGUAAAGACUUCAGAAUGCUGACUGCCGGCACCAUGUCAUCUUAAAGAUGUCGGAAGAAAUCAGAUCCAUGUUAUUUGUUUUAUUGUUUUUAAUAUAGUUUGUAGGAUAAGCAAACAACGCGUCUUACCUUUUUUGCAACAAUAUGGAACGAGUGUGCAUCGGCAAUUUUCGUGGUAGAUUUAGGUGACUAA